Ceraceosorus bombacis is the source of this 930-nucleotide messenger RNA. The record is from the annotation of a GenBank genome assembly. NCBI's taxonomy places the organism in Eukaryota, Fungi, Basidiomycota, Exobasidiomycetes, Ceraceosorales, Ceraceosoraceae.
AUGCAGUCGAAGAUUUUCGGAUGGCUGAGCUGCCACUCCUCGUCAUCGGGCAUGGAUGAGAACAAAUCGACGACGAUCAAAGGCGCCGCACAAGAAGGAUGCAUCUUUUGUCCUCCCAAUCUCACACCCGACUCGCCCAAAUUCAGAGUGGUGCACACUUCGGAUCAAUUCAUCGCCUUUCACGAUCGAUCGUGAGUUAGCGGAGCAGUGCCAAGCGAUGCAGAGUUUCGAAUUUCUUCAUUUGGUGUGUCGGGGGUUGACGCGCGCAUUGUUCGUGCGGGCGCUGAUGUGAUGAUGUCUGUUGUUGGUGUUGUUGCGCACUUGGAUGCAGCCCGGCAGCCGCCAUUCACCUCUUGGCUGUACCUCGACAGCACAUUGACGAUGUGACGGUGCUGAUGGGGGAAGAGGGAGCAAAGCUGAGUGCGUUCAUCGCCCAUCGUUAGCAGAUGACAACAUCAUCGGCCUUGCAAUUCUGACUCGAUUGACCAAACCGCUUCACUGCAACCACCAACGUCAGUUCUGGAUCUGCAAGUGUUCGGUAACGAAGCCAUCGAUCUUGUCGAGUCAGAGCGGACUCCCUCGCGCGACAAGCUGACCACCACCACCACCACCACCACCACCACCACCAGCAGCAGCAGCAGAAGCACGCCGCGCCCCUCAUCAGAUGCAGAAAGAAGAUUCGGUUUUCACAUUCCGCCCUUUAGAAGCGUGUCUCACCUGCAUCUGCACUGCCAAGUCUUGCCCUACAAUUCGCCCAUGUUGGCGCUGAAAUACCGCAUCAGUGGUGAUGCCAAUGCUGCACGAAAAGGUUGGGGCUGGUUCGUCACAGCUGCUCAAGCUGCCGGCAUCAUCCAAGCCGGUCACAAAGUCACCGUCAGACCGUGCGGAGAUUCUCAAAAAGCCAGCCAUACGUACUCCAGCCUCGCAUAA